Parnassius apollo (apollo) is the source of this 681-nucleotide messenger RNA. The record is from the annotation of a GenBank genome assembly. Lineage: Eukaryota; Metazoa; Arthropoda; Insecta; Lepidoptera; Papilionidae.
AUGGAUGAUAUAGAUUUAAAAACAUCAGAGUUAUGUCUCAAUCUAGUGGUGCCUUCACAAGAUAUAAUGCAGUUUUUCAUGCAAUGGCAGAGAUAUAGGAAAUAUUGGUGGAGUUCAAUAACUACAACACCAAGUCUAUUUAAGCUAAGUGAUAUUAAACAAGAAGGAAAUGCAGCAAAUGUCAAUAUAUUGGCUAAUUUUAAUUGGGGCCAGAAAAUUGUUGAGACUAUAUCUAUAAAUACAGAAAGUACUGAAACAUCCUAUUUGAAUUGCAAAAUGUCAUUUGAAGAUGCUUUAUUUACAAUUUUACUUGAUGGAUUAUGGAACAGUACCAAUGAAGAAUAUUUACGACUCCACAAUAAAAUGGCUCCAUAUAAAAUAGCCCUAGCUUUAGAUUACGAAGAUUCAAAUAAUAUCGGUACUCUUAGAGAACUUGCCAUAUUAAUUGCACACAAAUUAGAAGCAAGAAAUAUAUCAACCUGGCUACCAAAUGUUUUGUUGCCUUUGGAAUCACAGCUAAAAGAAAAUUUUCAGAUUGGAGUAACAUACACUGCUAUUUUAAGUGAAUUUACUCUUUCUAAUGGUAUUUUUAACUUGCUGAACAGCAGUACUAUGUUAAAGGAACAUAUACACAUAGCUGAUUUUGUAUGUUAUGCUGCAUUACUUUGUGGUAAAAAAUAG